Messenger RNA from Cavia porcellus (domestic guinea pig), 11135 nucleotides. It is a transcript of the gene Gpr173, whose product is annotated as G protein-coupled receptor 173. Gene Ontology annotation, molecular function: gonadotropin-releasing hormone receptor activity. Gene Ontology annotation, biological process: G protein-coupled receptor signaling pathway. The record is from RefSeq and is a predicted model, not a curated record. The coding region runs from base 8226 to 9347 and encodes 373 amino acids. The transcript is spliced from 2 exons. Gene Ontology annotation, cellular component: plasma membrane. Lineage: Eukaryota; Metazoa; Chordata; Mammalia; Rodentia; Caviidae.
CAGGGACCUUGCAAAAGGAGAGGGGGGACAGACAGGCCAGAUGGGAUCCUGCUUAGGACCCAGGACUCCCCACUGAUGCCCUGUCUAGGCUGGGUGUCUCCAGAAUCUUAGCACCUGGAUUCGUGUGAGCCAGAGUGAUAUCCACGCUGGGGAGAUCCUUCCGGCAGGCUCCUGGUGCCCUCCUCUUGCAUCAGGACCCCCCUCGAAUGCUCUGAGCCACCCUCCUCAACCCGGAUCUAAAACCCAGGACCAUCUAUCAAGCCAACCUCUCUCUCUCCACCCCACCUCCUCUUUCUGGCAUCCAUCCCCUCCCCAAUACCUCUGCUGCUGCUUCUGGCUGUGGAUCCAUACCUCUUCCCAUCCCCACCAGGCCUGGGGAGCCGGGGGGCAGGGGGCGGGGCGCACUGGGGCUAGAUGAGAAACCUCCUUAACCUGGAGCUUUCCCAAGCAGUGCUCGAGUGCUCCCAAGGAGGAGCCCUGGACCCUGAGCAUUUGCUAGAGGCUUGGCAGAGGCCCCAAGGGGACCUUGUCUUCUGAGGACAAAAGAAGGCGGCUAGCAGGCAGAUAAGAAGGGGAGGGUGGUGAGUAGGCUGGCAGAAGGGUGCAGGGGCCAGCCCUGGCCCCCUCCCACCUUGGCUGUGUUAUAAAGAUGUGGGUAGGAGUGUGUAGUGGGGAAAGCACCUGCUGGGACCCCCACCUUCCAGCUAGUUGGGCACCCCAAAACUGUGUGCUGCCAGGCUGGUAUUCCCCAAUACCCCCAGCCCUGCCCAGUGUACCCCUCCACUGCCUGCUUCCCCUGAUGCCUGCAAUUUAGACCAUACCAGCUGUAUCCACAGCAACAGAAACAGAAGUGUUACUGGUGGUCAGAUUAUUAAGGGUCCCAUUAUGUGGCCUAGGCUAUGGUAUAUCCUGGGUGAGACAGUUUGAGCCUCUUUUCUGGAUUCCAAGACAGCCCAGCUGAGCAAUCCCAGGGUUUCUAAAUACAACUGUAAACUAAGCAGUCAGAAAGCAUCCACAGAUGUAUCAGUGUUAAACAAAAACCCUUUGCACUCAACUGUCUUCCAGGUUAGUGUCUUCUCAUGGCCUUUGAUCUGUCAUCAGAAGUAAUUGAGCAGGGGCUGGGGAUUUAGCUCAGCGGCGUAAGCACCUGCCUUGCAAGCAGGUGGUUGUGAGUUCGAUCCCCGGUACGGAUAAAAAUGAAAAACAAAGAUAAAAAAAAAAGUAAUUGAGUGUCCCCUUUCCUAUUUUCUUUAUCUCACUGCUCCUAAACAUAGUAUGGACAAUUUUUCUGCAAACUAAUUUGUGAGAUUUUAUUGGGAGAAGGACAUCAUAGAUUUCCUCAUUAAUUGUGUAACUAUCUGGUUGAGCAUUAUCUAAAAAUGUGCUAAUUAGCUCAUAAAACACCUCUCUGUCUCUUUGACUCUGUCUCUGUCUCUCACGCUCUCUCUCUAACUGGAAUCUUUUCUAAACAAGCAGUCCACCACCGAUCUACACCCCAACUCUGGAAUCUUUCUAUUGAAUAGAACAGGAGAACUUGGUGAUUUAUCAAAAGUGAUUUUUCUCUGCAUUCUUAAGAUGGCAACACUCAGAAACAAAAGCAUGAAAGCCUAAAUUUGCCUUUUAUGAAUCAGUUCAAUUAAACUUUUGUCAGUCUUCAUUUACUGACAAACAUUUUUACCUAAAAACAAAAGGUUAAUUAUGAAAUACCACUAAGAGUCAGAUUUGGCUAAUUUGAAGAGCAGAUGCUAAUAGAAAGUAAAUCAGCAAAUCAAGAAAUAAUAGAAACGAUAUGUUUUUAAAGGAGUCUUAUUUUUAAGAAACAGAUGCUUUUAAGAACUGAAAGAACUUAUAAAUGAAAUGAUAUAAUUAGAUAUGCUUUAGGAUACUGGGGAAUGAAAGAGAUAGGCAGGGUUAUAGGCAAAACCAUACUGGUUCUGAGUUGAUAAUCAGUGAAUCUGGGCUUUGGGACACUGAAGUUCACUACAAUACUCUUAUUUUCUUAUUUCUGAAAUACUCUAUUUCAAGCAUGUUCAACUCACAGUCCAUAAGCUGGCUGUAUGCUUCCUGAGACAGCUAAUAAUAUAGCUCCACAAAACUGUAAAUUUUAAUAUUAUCAUGUGAUUUUUUGUGUUAUAUUUUAUGAUUCCAUUGCACACCACUUGCCCUUGGGUGGCUUAGAGUGUAAAACACAGGAGUUACCAAAGAUAGUAUUUCAACCUACCUACACAUGCAUGUACCUAUGAUGACAGGUGUUAAUUAUUAUUAAGCUGGCAUAUGAGUUUUCUAGUUCAUUGUUAAACUUAGAUUCUUUGUUAUUUAAUAACAUAAUUUAGUGAGUUAAAAUAUAAAAAGAAAAUUUUGUUACUCAUAUACAUUAACUAUAUUAUAUUUUUAUGUGGCCUAAGACAAUCCCUUUUCACUCAGUAUAUACCAGGCAAGCCAAAAGGUUGGCUACAUGUGCUGUAUAAUAAAAGGUUAUUUUUAUAAAGAUGCAAUAAUCAAGAAAAUUAACAAAAUAUUUUUGUUUAAAACACCGAAUACUAUACAAUACAAAUUGGGCAUUCCUAAUCCAAAAAUCUGAAAUCUCAGAUUCUCCAAAACCUGAAAAUUUUUGAGCAUAUGUAUGACAACCAAGUGCAAAAUUCUCCGUUUGACCCCUUGUGACAGGUUGUAGUUGAAACACAGAUGCACUAAAUAUAUAAGAUUACCUUUGAGUUAUGUGUCUAAGAUGUAUACAAAACAAAGGAAUUUCAUGUUUAGACAUGGGUCCCAUCGCCAGGAUAUCUUGUGUUAUAUAUACAAAUAUUCCAAAAAUUUAAGAAAAUCCCAAAUCUGAAGCACUUGGGGUCCCAAACAUUUUGGAUAAAGGAUACUCAAGCUAUACAACCUGUAGUCUGUAAUAGCAAUAAUCAUAACCUUUCCCCUUCUCCUCUUCUUGGUUUUUUGGGGGACUUUUUGGUAGUAGUUAAGAGAACCAAAGUGAGGACCUUUACAUGUCAGGCAAGUGCUCUACCAUCUGAACUACAUUCUAGCCCCUAAACUUUCUAUCUCUGUAGAAAAAGUUGUGAUAAAACAAUAACAAGAUCAAAUUAAAAGAAAAACACUGUACAUGUAGGUAUAGGCCCAAAACUCAUUGAUGAUAAACAAGUAGCAAAGUAAUAAUCAAACCAUCUGGAAUGUUUCAGUAGGAAGUAAAGUAGGAAGUGAUAAAAAUUCAUAACCUCUAUUUUUCCACAGCCAUCUGGAAUUCUUCUUUACUCCAUCACUUGCUAUGGCAAUUGCCCACAAGUUGGACAUAGCCUGCAGAAAUUAGCUGAUCUGUGCAAGUGAGCAGAUCUACCCCAGAAAGUACACCUGUUGCAGAAUGUGUAUAUCAGUAAGUGUAUGUAUGUGCAUGUGUGUGAGAAAAUUGCUAUAUGUGCACAAGUUGAGGGUUGGUAUACCGGGCAACGUGUAUCUUUGUGUGUGAUUGUACUUGCAUAUUGAUAAAGUAAGUGAUUGUGUGUGGCAUGUGUAUGUGUUGAAGAGAAACAAGAAUAGAAACAGUGAACAGAGAUUAUUUGAAUCAGACAUAUUGGAUUAUGGGUACAUAUGUGUCUAUGUAUAAGUGACAGUGUAUAUAAAUUUGCUCAUGUGUAUCAUAUGAGUGUUUAAGAGCUCAUCUGUGUGUGUAUGUAUGUGUGUUAGGGGAAUUAUAAAUGUGGGGUUUUGUGGGCCAUUACAUGUGUGUGAGAGUCUGAGGGUUUGUGUAUUAUGAAUAAUUUUCAGCCUUCUCAAACCCAAUGUGCUUUUAAAACGUGUUUAUAAUGCCAUAUUUAUUACCUGAAAAUGGAGUUAUUAAUUUCUCUGCACAUAUAAUUUUAAAAGAAAAUACAAGCUGGAUUGGUUGUGCACACCUGUAAUCCCAGAACUUGGGAGGCUGAGGCAGGAGGAUCACUGAGACUUCAAGGCCAGCCUGAACUACGUAGUGAGACCCUGUCUCAAGAAGAAAGAAAGAAAGAAGAAGAAAAAAGAGAAAGAAAGAUCAACUUCAUAUAGUAUUACACAUAGUGCCCAUGUUGUAUUAACUAUGAUAUAAAUCAGAAAUAAAAAAGAAGUGACAUAUAAGAAAAUAAUAUUUAAAUAUGUCAAUGAGUGUGACACUCUCCAGAAGAUUUAAGAAAGUAAUUAGAGGUUUGUAAGGCCUUAUAAUAAAUACAGAUUCAGCAGAAGGGGGAAAUCAGACAUAGGAAGUGCAGGGAAAUGACAAGCAGAGGCUUCAGGAUAAGAGUUUACAAAACAGUGAAUAACUCCAUGGAAAGUGCACUGAAAAGCACAGUAAGUCUCCUUUUGACAUAUAUGAUAGCCACAUUCCUGAAUAAUUGAGAAAAACUGAUUUUUAACUGUGAAAUAGAGUUAGAUUCUGGAUUCAGUUAAUUAUAACUUAAAAGUCUUAGGGAGUGUGGGACAUGUAUUAGUGGUGUGAGACUACUCCACAUGUCACUGGGUGAUCAGCAUCUCACCCUGGAAACUUACAUGUUAGGACACCCUACACCCUAACCUUGUGACAAUAAAAAGUGCUCCUAUUGGGCCGGGGGUUUAGCUCAGCCGCGUAAGUGCCUGCUUGGCAAAUGCAAAGCCAUGAGCGAUUCCCAGUACCAAAAAAAGAAAAAAAGAAAAGAAAAGAAAUGUUCCUAUAAAAUUCCAAAAUAUCUUUCUAGGGGGCAACAAUGCUUUUAUUGAAGACAAGCACUGGUACAUCAACCGAAUACUUUGUGUACCUGUGUGAAGAGGCAGAGUACUAGACCUAACUCUGCCUCCCUGUGUGUGUGUGUGUGUGUGUGUGUGUGUGUGUGUGUGUGUGUGUGCACAGAUCCAUGCUCCCAGUGUGUGAGCUAAUUGGUCAUUGGUCUCCACAGCAGUAGGCUAUCGGUGGGACUCUGGGAGUGUGCAGGUCUGUGCACAAGGGUAUGGGCACUAUCAGGUGUGUUCUGUCCGAGUAUACCCAUUCUUAGCCUGAUCUGGGCCCUGCCUGUGGCUGCUAGUCUGUGCUGAGGAACACAGAUGCAUACAGUCUCUCUAGUUUUCCCAGCAACAUCAGGGCUCUGUUCAUUUGAUGCUAUCAUUGGGUGGGGGAGUGUUUUGUUGUUUGUGGGUUUUUGUUAGCUUUGGUUUUUACUGAGAGUCUGGGCUGCACAUUAUUCACCUUCUCCAUCUUAGUGUGUGUCUCUCUGUCUCCCUAUCUCUAUUUUUGUUUCUGUCUCUGUCUCGCUCCAGUUCCCUCUCUCUGCCUCUCACUCUCAUCCCCGCCCCAGUCUCCUAGAUCUUUCUAAUCUGUGUUUGUGUAUACGAGCAGUUCUCAGCCUUCUCAAACCCAAUGUGCUUUUAAAGCAUUUAUAACACCUCUUUACUAUCUGGAAAUGGAGAACCUCGUCUCUUUUUCUGUCUCUGUCUCUAAUCCUUUCCCUUCUUUGCUGUGCUGUUUCUGUGUGUAAGAAUUUUUUUCUCUUCUUCCACUUUGUGUCUCUGUUUCUCUUUCUUCUCUUUCUGCUUCUGUCUUUUCCUCUCUCUCUCUCUCUCUCUCUCUCUCUCUCUCUCUCUCUCUCUCUCACAUACACACACAAUCAUGUACUUCUUUCCUUUUGUCACUCUCUGUGUGUCUCUCUGACUUUGUCUUACAUUCGUUCUGUUUCUAUUCCUUUCCUCCAGCCUCUACUCAAAGCUAAAGAGUGUGUAUAUGGAUGUGAGCAUGUAUAUUCACAUUUAUACAUAUAUCACCAAGAUCUGAAGAUUCCACCAUGCUUUGAGGAACUUCUCUCCUGCCUAGGAUCUUAAGAACAAGCUACUAGCUGUUAGACUUCACAGUAUCAUCAGCUCCAGGUGACUGUUCAGGCCAAGUUAGAUUGGGCUGCUACCUCUGAUUGAUGUAUUUUGAAAUUUUGUUUUAUUUUUUUCUCUUUGAAAUAAAAUGAAUUUAAACAAAAAAAAAAAAAAGAUUGGGCUGCAAAUCAGCACUGAGGGAGACCGCUUUAACUGGAACAAAAAGGUCAUAAAGACAUGUACUCAGGCUCAAGUCCAGACCAGCCCUAGCUUCCACAAUAAUCCUAAACAUCUCCAGCUUCUGCCCAGGUAGGGGCUGUCUUACUCCUGGGACCUGCCUUAUCACCUUAUCACAGUCCCACACUCCCAGCCUGUACACACCAAGCAUUCUGUUCCCCCUAAGCUGUACUGCAAUGCUCUCACUGCACUCUGACACACUCCCCAGGCCUCUCUUUCGACAAGGUCUGCCUGGAUGUCUCCAAGGAGCCCUUGUCACCUACCAGUGCAUUUAGUCCCUCAAUCUAUUAAUUUGGGAUACUUUCACUGAGAGCCUACCAUCUGCUCUGUCCUGCUCUUUUAGAAGAAAGUGAGUGUGUCCACAAUCCUAGCCCUUAUGGAGCUUUCUUUCUAAUAACACAGGCAGGCAAGAAUCCAAAUUUUUAAAGUAAAUUAUACAGUGUGUUAGAAGAGAGACAAUCUAGGGGGAAAAUGAGGGUAAGAGGCAGAGAGGUGCUAUGACUUCUUACCUGGACUAUUGCAAGAACCUCCUGAUAGUCCCUCCACUUCUACCUUUGCUCCAUAUGACUUGUUUUCACAGUAGCAAGUGGGAUCUCGUUCAGUUAUAAAUUAUGUAAUGUCUUGCCUCUCCUCAGAACUCUCACAAGACUCCUAUCUCAUCCCAAGUCAAAAUCUUGCCAUGGCCUUUGAUGUCUGUCCUUGCCGUUUUUCUGGCCUCACCUCUCAGCACUUGCUCCUUGCUCAUUCUGUUUGCUCAUUGUGGUCUUCUUGCUCUUCCCAAAAUGUGCCAUGCUUAGUCCCACCUAAGGGGUUAUGCUCCAGCUGUUCCCUGUGCCUGGGCUUCUAUUCCCCCAAAUAGCUACAUAACUUACUCCUUUACCUCCUCAUGUUUGUGGUCAGAUAAUAAUCCUCCAUGAAGCCCUCCCUGUACACUGCAGUGAAAACUGCAACACCUUCCUCACAUCUACAACUUCCUAUCCUCCUUCCCUCCUUUAUGUUUAUUCUCAGAACUUACAUCUGACAUACCCACAUCUCUUUGUAUUAUCUAUAAUAUCAGGCUCACAAAGGCAAGGAUCUUUAUCUAUCUGGCUCACAGCUGGAUUCUCAUUGCCUAGAACAAUACCUUAUAUACAUUGGAUACUCAGUAAAUAUCUUUUUCAAUGAAUGAAUGAACAACACAAGCAUGCACAUCUUUAUAUUCACCCAUACUGCCUGCUUCACCAAAAUUAAAACCAAUGUUUUCAUCAUGGCCCACAGCCCUACACAAUCUGGCCCUGGACACCUCUGAUCUCACCUCUCCCUUUUGCUUAUGCCAUUCCAGUAACAUUGUUUUUCACUGUUCCUUGAGAAAUUGGUAGUACAUUCCUGAUCAUGAAUAAAAACUAGAUUCACAGAGUGAUGCCAGAAUUUUGUUACAUUACACAUAGGAUCAGGGCCGUUUUGUGAAACUUUUGGUUGAGGGGUGUGUGUGUGUGUGUGUGUGUGUGUGUGUGUGUGUGUGUAUGACAGAGAGAGACAGAGAGACAGGCAGAGAGACACAGAGAAAGAGACAGACAGUGAGAGAGAGAGAGAAAGAGAGAGAGAGAAUGUAUUCAUAUGUAUACUGAGUUGUGAUCUAAAAUGUCUUGGGAUUUGCAAAGGAGGAGAAAAGCUGUACUAACAUCCCCAUCCCACAUAACUCACCAGUGGAGAUAAGUAACCAAAGAUAUCCAGAGAGAUAAAGCAUUCCCACCCAGCAGGGAGGGAGUAGGACAAAGAGUGGACCAGGCUCAGGAUCUGACCCCAGCUGUGGAGUCAUGAGGGGGAGGGGCUCAUAGACACACUAACCCUACCCUUUCUAUUUCUUCCUCACCUUUCCAUCUGUUUCUCAUUAUCUCUCAAUUCAUUCUCUCUCUCUCUCCACUCUCUUAUUGCUCUUUCUCGUCUUGUCCAUUUGUGUCAUUUUCUGUCCAUUUACAUCUUUCUUACCAUUUUUCUGUCUUUCCCACUCUGUCUCUGCGUGUCUGUGUUUAUUUUUCUCUCUGUCUCUCUCUCCUGCCCUCAUCUCUCUGUCUUUCUGUGUCUGUGUUUUCCCCCUUGUCCACAUUUGCAGGUACAGCCCAGCAGGACAACUGAUGGAGUCCCUCAGGACCCAUCGAGUACCAGACUUGCUCACCCUGUAGGGUUUUGAGUAGCCCUUGCCCCUCAGUAUGGCCAACACCACCGGAGAGCCAGAGGAGGUGAGCGGCGCAUUGUCCCCACCGUCAGCAUCAGCUUAUGUGAAGCUGGUGCUGUUGGGACUGAUCAUGUGUGUGAGCCUGGGGGGCAAUGCCAUCUUGUCCCUGCUAGUGCUCAAAGAGCGUGCCCUCCACAAAGCUCCUUACUACUUUUUGCUGGACCUGUGCCUAGCUGAUGGCAUACGCUCUGCCGUCUGCUUCCCCUUUGUGCUGGCUUCUGUGCGCCACGGCUCCUCAUGGACAUUCAGUGCACUCAGCUGUAAGAUUGUGGCCUUUAUGGCCGUGCUCUUUUGCUUCCAUGCAGCCUUCAUGCUGUUCUGCAUCAGCGUCACCCGCUACAUGGCCAUCGCACACCACCGCUUCUACACCAAGCGCAUGACACUCUGGACAUGCGCAGCUGUUAUCUGCAUGGCCUGGACCUUGUCUGUGGCCAUGGCCUUCCCACCUGUCUUUGAUGUGGGGACCUACAAGUUUAUCCGAGAGGAGGACCAGUGCAUCUUUGAGCAUCGAUACUUCAAGGCCAAUGACACUCUGGGCUUCAUGCUUAUGUUGGCUGUGCUCAUGGCAGCCACACAUGCUGUCUAUGGCAAGCUGCUCCUCUUUGAGUACCGUCACCGCAAGAUGAAGCCAGUGCAGAUGGUGCCAGCCAUCAGCCAGAACUGGACAUUCCAUGGUCCUGGGGCCACUGGCCAGGCUGCUGCCAACUGGAUCGCUGGCUUUGGCCGCGGGCCCAUGCCACCAACCCUGCUGGGUAUCCGGCAGAAUGGGCACAUGGCCAGCCGGAGGCUGCUGGGCAUGGAUGAGGUCAAAGGUGAAAAGCAGCUGGGCCGCAUGUUCUACGCAAUCACACUGCUCUUUCUGCUCCUCUGGUCACCCUACAUCGUGGCCUGUUACUGGCGAGUGUUUGUGAAAGCCUGUGCCGUGCCUCACCGCUACCUGGCCACUGCUGUUUGGAUGAGCUUCGCCCAGGCUGCUGUCAACCCAAUCGUCUGCUUCCUAAUCAACAAGGACCUCAAGAAGUGCCUGAGGACUCAUACCCCUUGCUGGGGCACAGGAGAUGCCCCAGCUUCCAGAGAACCCUAUUGUGUCAUGUGAAGCAGAUGGGUAGGCAGACAUGCAGGGAAAUGGUCCUGGGCACCGUGAUGGGGCCAACAGCAAGCAAAGGGUGGGGCCCCAUACAGGGGCCUUCUUUUCUGAGUUCCAGCCUCAGUCUUCAAACCAACAAUAAUCUAGGAACCUUUGCCAACACCUCCUUAGGGUGGGGGGCUGGAUGGAAAACUGGGAAAGAGGCAUUUCUAGUUUGUGGGGCCUGUCUCUGCAGCCUCCUUCUCCAUUUCUACAUUCUCAUAUUCUCACUUGCUCUCCCUCUUUCCUUCCCCUUCUCUCAAAUGACAAUGCAGAAAAAGAAAACAAAAUUCAAAAUUCAGGUUUUUCUACCAACAGCUGAGGAGACAGGAUGUCUUGCUUUAUAUAUCUCCCCUUCUCUGAUUGUCUAGAAGAGAGAAGAUUGUCAUGUAAAAUAGAUUGCCAGAGCUCUUAUUGCUCCUUUUGCUCCCAGGCACCUUUCCUUCCCAAGUCCUUUAGCAAGACCUGAGUGUGUAGGGAUAAAUUAAUUCAAGGCUUCUGACAACAGGGACAAGAGAGGGGACUAGGUCCACAGGGAGCAAGAUUAAUUGCUGUGUUGUGUGCAAUGUUGUUUUGGGCAAAGCCUGAUCCAAGGCCCAAUCAUUUCUCCCUCCCCACCAUGCCUAGACCUUCCAAGUGUUUCUUGAGGAUCUGUUUGAGAAGCAUGAAGGACAGGGAGAAGGUCCCCCAGUAUGGGCCCAGGAUAGGUGAAGAGCAAGAUGUGAGCUGAACUGCUCAAGCUAAAGAGACCAAGCUUGGCUGCAUUUUCUUACACUGCCUCCUUAACCCCCAGCCCCUAUCCCUCCUUCUUGAGGAUGGAAAUCUACUCCACCCAACUAGAGCUGAUGUGGGGGUCCUUCAGGCAGGAGAUACCUUGAAAGGAAGUAUAAAGAGGAACCUGAACUUUCUGGAGCAGCUGAAUCUCAUAGCCUGGGGUCAGAGCUGAAUUUAACCCCAAAAUUGUCUCCUGGGUUUACACUAAUCUUCUGAAGAUGAAAAUUCUUUUUGGGCCUUGAUAACUGAUCAUGGUACAAACUCCAAGGCACAAUGGACUUGAGUCUAUUUUUAUCUGACCCCUUUUUGUCCCCCUCAAAACUCAGGGCCUGAAGCCCUUUCUCAGUAGCCCAUGGACUUCUGGGUCCUCAAUCCCAAACAUCCUUGCUCCCUCCCAAUUUACCAACUGGGACAGAUUGAAGCCAGAUUCUCCAGGUGAAAGGUCUCCAGCCUCCAUUGCCGGGGCAGAAUCCACUGCGGUCUUACUUCAAGGCCAGUUCUGUGGAUUGGUGAGCCAGCUAGCACUCCUUUGCCUGGAUUUGCCCAGGCUCUCUGUCCCCUUCUCAUUUCUUCUGGGGAUAGGGACCUAUCUAUGUUUUUCUACAUCUCUUUUUCCCGUCCUUCUAGAAGCCCCUGCCUAAGAUCUUUCCAAACUCCAAGACAGUCCCCGAACUGGGGAAGCCUUGAACAAAGGGACUGAGGAGGGCACUCUGUGCAGGAGAGAAUUAUGGAGCCUGGCUGUGGAGUGGUGCUGGAAAGGUGGGCCAGAGUGGCUGAGAGACUGGGGUGGGGGUACCUGUUCUCUCAGUGAUAGUGAUGGGGGUGCCUUUCCAAGGGGAUGGGGUGGGAACAAGAGGGGUGGGGGUAAAUAGGGUACACUCUGGAGGAUUUUCCUCCAUUUCUUUUUUCUAGCUGCCUGGAUUCAUCACUGGAUUUUGUAAAUGGGAAAACUAAAAUGAACAAUGCUCUAUUGGAUGUAUUCUU